This is a messenger RNA of Brenthis ino (lesser marbled fritillary), 2748 nucleotides long. The record is from the annotation of a GenBank genome assembly. NCBI's taxonomy places the organism in Eukaryota, Metazoa, Arthropoda, Insecta, Lepidoptera, Nymphalidae.
AUGGCAGUACGGCCACAGCACAUGCAUGACGGUGGUAUUGUUGAGCGUAGAUUGCGUCCAAUUUACGACUGGUUGGACAAUGGGAACAACAAGAAGGCCUUGCAAGAGGCGGAAAAGGUUCUUAAAAAAAGUCCAUCAUUACAAGCCGCUAGGGCUUUGAAAGCGUUAGCGUUAUUUAGGUUAGGAAAAGGACCGGAGGCUCACAGCGUACUUGAUGCACUUGCUAAAGAAAAGCCAAGUGAUGAUUCAACUUUACAGGCUAUGACUAUAUCUUAUAGGGAAUCUCAACAAUUCCACAAGGUAUGUGAACUAUAUGAAGCAGCAGUAAAAGCAGAACCAAAUAGUGAAGAGUUACAUUCACACCUUUUUAUGUCAUAUGUGAGAGUGGGAGAUUAUCGGUCUCAACAAAGAGCAGCAAUGGCAUUAUACAAGUUUGCUCCUAAGAAUCCUUACUACUUUUGGGCUGUGAUGAGCAUUGUUUUACAAGCAAAAACCACAGAUGAUCCUCCAAAGAAAGGAAUCCUCUUAACACUAGCCCAAAGGAUGGUGGACAAUUUUAUAUCAGAAAAUAAAAUGGAAGCUGAACAAGAGGCUCGCUUAUAUGUCAUGAUUUUAGAGCUGCAAGAAAAAUGGGAAGAUAUCCUCAAUUUUAUAGAAGGGCCGUUGUACUCUCAGCUUGUCCCUGGGUCAACAGCGCAAGCAAGCAUACCAUACUUAAAGAAACUAGGUCAUUGGAGACGGCUUAAUUUACUCUGUAAGGAGCUGUUAUGGGAUAACCAGGAUCGUUGGGAUUAUUACCUACCUUAUUUUGACUCUGUCUUUCAAUUAAUGAGUAACGCUGAGUCUGAUGGUGACAAUUCAGCGGAUGAUACAGCAGAAAAAUGUCACGAAUUUAUCUGUCAGCUUGUAGAGAGUAUGUCCUCAGGAAGGACUUUAAGAGGUCCUUAUUUAGCUAGGCUAGAAUUAUGGAAGCGGUUGUCAGUAGAUGGGGACCCCACUGCACUGCUAGGUAGUGGAGUGGCUUUAUGUAUACAAUAUUUAAGGGUCUUUGCGAAUAAACCUUGUGCUGUACCUGAUUUAAAGCCUUAUUUAGCAAUGAUACCACAAAAAGAGAGGGAAGAUCGGUGCAGAGAUUUCUUGACUUGUUUGGGUUUUGAUGAGAAUAGUGAGCCUGAGUCGCCGGACGACAUUCAGCGCCACAUCUCGUGCAUUUGCGCGUGGCGGCUGACGGCGCCAGUGGCGUCCGCCAGCGAGCAGUUGUCGGUGGCGACGGCGCUGCGCCGCCAGUACUUGCGCUGCGUGGCGCGCCGGCUGGUAACAGCGACGCCCACUGAAUUCUGCGCCGCUGAUGGUUAUGGGACUCUUGCUGCGCAUCACUAUUUCUAUGCUGCGGUACAAGAGAAGAAUGCUCAACCUAUAGUGGAAGCUCUGUGUUUGUUAGAGCUGGUGCUACACAACUCGCCUUCCAAUUUCCAUGCGAAACUACUCCUCAUCACUCUCUAUCAUAUACUUGGCAACGCAGUAGCAGCAGAGUCGAUCUACCGUCGGCUGGAGGCGAAGCACGUGCAGCUGGUAUCGCUGGGCUGGCUGCACGCCGCGCGCCUGGCGCCCGCGCUGGCGCCCGCGCGCGCGCUGCGCCUGCUCGCCGACACGCACGCCUUCCACAAGCACCACGCCAAGGACAGCAUGGAACACCUAACCUACGCAUACAAGUACGGAACAUUCGAGAAGCUGGUCGAGCUGAGCGCGUGGGGCGAGCGGCUGGAGGCGUGCGCGUGGUGCGCGCUGGCGGGCCGCGAGCGCGCGCUGCUGCCGCUGCUGGCCGGCCCGCCCGCGCCGCUGCACGCGCCCGCCCGACUGCCCUGCCCGCCCACUGACAACCGAGAUCUCAACGCGAUAGUGAGCUGGGACCCGCCGCAGAUGGUGGACCCCGACCUGAAGUCGCGCACCUUCGAGCAGGAGGUGGCGUACUUGAGGCUUAAGGAUGGCCUUGUUUCUUCUAUAGCGCUGUGCAUAGAGUGUUCGGACAACCGCAGCGUGGAGGAGAAGCGGGAGCAGCUGGAGGAGUUGCAGGGCUGCGUGGCGGCUUUCGGCAGCGCGCUGGCGCAGUGCCGCGCCCGACUCGCCGCGCCCCACGCGCCCACGCUUCACUACCCAUUCCCCAGCAGGAUCAUUGCGUUCGUGACGUCCCCGGUGCCGUACCGGGAGCUGUACACGCGCGCGCUGUCGCUGGCGCGCGCGCUGUGCGGCGGCUCGGGCGCGGCGGCGCGCGAGCACGGCGCGGCGCUGCGCGCGCUGCUGGCCGCCAGCAAGCAGCCGCUGGCCGCGCUGGGCGCCGCCGGCGACGUGUGGGCGCUGCGGGAGACGUUCGAAGCGCUGUCUAAUUAUUUAGAGUUCAUAGGCGUCAUCACUUUCCUGCUGGGUGUAUGUAACGAAGUUACCGCCCCGGCGAAUACGAAGAAAUCCAAAAAGAAAACGAACCAAUCUCCCGACCAAAUACUCACCUCCGAACUACUGAGCAAGAUAAACGACGACGUGCAGGACAUUAUUGUCUUCCUCGAGGACAUAUUUGACAAUUGGCCUAGUUAUAACUACGGGUUCACCCUAGAAGACGAACUAAUGAAAUUAGACAUAACCGAAAAAUACCAGUGUCCCGUCGAACAAAAAUUAAAAAAUGGACUCCAAGAAGUUCUAACGGACAUUAAAAAUAUUUUAAAAAAGAAAGCAAAGUAUUUAAAGACAUUACAA